This is a messenger RNA of Nematostella vectensis (starlet sea anemone), 4079 nucleotides long. Its product is annotated as QRFP-like peptide receptor. Gene Ontology annotation, biological process: G protein-coupled receptor signaling pathway. Gene Ontology annotation, molecular function: G protein-coupled receptor activity. The record is from RefSeq and is a predicted model, not a curated record. Gene Ontology annotation, cellular component: membrane. The coding region runs from base 1998 to 3194 and encodes 398 amino acids. The transcript is spliced from 7 exons. Lineage: Eukaryota; Metazoa; Cnidaria; Anthozoa; Actiniaria; Edwardsiidae.
CAAGUUACAAACCACCGAUGUUCAUUUGACGAUCGCGUAGUAGUCCGAGGGUGUUUUGCUAAACUAAAAGCAAUUUAGCGAAGCUCACAGAGCAAAAACAAGUGAGAGAUACAUGCUCUAAGACCAUCGUUAUAAAAACUGUACACACGACUUGAUGUAGAUUUGGAAAGGAUAUUAUUUUCGGUUGAAGGAAUAUCAGUGAAAAUAAGACUCAAGUAGAGGACAAUCAAGCAGUUAUCUCACCUUUUCCUUGGCAAACAAAGAGAGCACAGUGUAAUAUUUCAAGAAGUAUUCACACUCCUAUUAAAACACCUGUUCUUCAAAAAGUUCACUAUCGUGCGCAGGACUUUGGAAAUCAGGAACAAAACAAGCUUGUCUGUUUAUAAAUCAAGCUGUUUUCAAGGAAGAUUGGAAGAUUAUUACGAGGAUUACACGCGGUUCAUAAACCCGAAAAAAGCUUUAUUCUGUAAUCGGAGCCGAGAUUAAGGAUGGUGUUUGAAGUCGUCUCGUACUAGAAAGUAACCGCGAAAGGCUGCUAACUACCACCAUCUCGCUCUAAGGUGAGGACAAACCUUUAAAGAAAAGCUUUUCAAAAGGUGUACACAGGCUUAAGGUAUGGUCAAAUCAGUUUUGUAUUUCAGUUUUGCGUCUCUCUUGUAAUUUACUUUUACGCAAGGGCAGCGGGCAUUUCGGGGGAUUGAAAUCGCAUUCAACCCUCCUGAAAAGAUUUAUAUAAAAAAAAGCUAAUAUAGGAUGGGAAUCACUGCAGUUUGGGCGGCUCUUGAAUGCCAUUACCCAAGACAAGUACCAAGCAUAGAAAGCUUUUUGCGAUAUAUCCAUUGAACUUCGGAUGUAAAGUAUAAAACUUUAUGUUUUUUUUCUUUAUUUAUUAUUAUUUCUUCAAAGAAACCCUCUUGAGAUGCGAACGGCUAACUUGAGCCCUUAAACAAAUCCUUCUUUUAAUCUGUCCGCGUCUUUGAUAGUUUCGACAGGAAUUAAAAAGUCCUUGGAUUUUGCACGUUUUAUAACUGAACUUGUUCUUAAAUUUUUCAUUGCAAAAUUUUCAAAUAAAGCGAAUUGUAACCAAUAUUUUAUAUAAAACCUAAGAAAUGCCUGAAAACAGGUGCAUUUAUUUUCUUUGAUUUUAUUAGAUUAGCACUGCAAAGAUUACUUGCUUAUUAAAUAAAACAAAUUUGUUUUACAUAGAAAUAAUAGAAAUCGAAAUCUUUGGAUAUCAUUUUAACAUGGAUAUUAUUUUAUCACUUUAUAUUUCGUUUCAUGAAAAAAAGCGUAAAAAACGUAGUUACGAAAAAUGAUUGUUCUCAUCGCAAGAGAAAUUAGUUGAAAAUACAUAUAUUACUGGAAAUAUCAAUGUUAUCAACUAUAUCAACAAUCCUCUCUAUCUGAUAGAACAUAAAUACUCAUUUUCAAGGUUUUUUUCCCCUAAAAUAAUGAACUCAAAAUUGUCAUUAUUAGUGGUGUUUUGUUGAUUUAUGUUUUUUUUUUAUUCCUUCGUUUAUAGCAAGUUGCGUUUAUUACGGUCGGAUAAUAGACAAGCUAACGUGGGUAAUCUUGACAUUCAGUCGGAUGUAGGGUUUCUACCGACAACCCGGCGGAUUCCUAGUAAAAACAUCCGACCCCCUCACAAUGCAAACUACACAUGUCUUGGAAGAAAACAACACUAAUUUCCUUCUGAAAACAACUGGCUUGACAAAAGGGUAGCUUGACUUGGGAGCUCGACAAAUUUUGACUGCCAGAUAAGAGGAUCACGUUUGUUUGGUUUGACAUAAUUGAUGUUUUGUGAUGGCGAAGCGGGAGUCGUCUUCAACUUUCUCCCUUUCCAGGUUCAAUGUAGAGGUCAAGGAAUACCAGCAAGAAAAUCAGAUUUCAAGAUCACAGUUAAACGUGACUGUGUCUAUUUUAAUAAUGUAACUCAUUUAUAGGUGAUAAGGACUGAUUAGCAAGGAGCAAGCCUCUAAGAAAUCAAUUAAACCAGCAUGUCUACAGCACUAGAAACACCUGGCAACCACACAUUGGUCAACCUUAGUUUCUAUGGAAACAACUCUUUGGAAAAUUCGUGUCCGAAUCUUGAAGAGAACUUCGCUGUCCGAGUCGGUGUCAUCACGUUGUACGUUUUCAUGUUCCUCACUUCCAUAUUAGGAAACUGUCUCAUCCUCGUGACCGUGUACCGGACACAGCGCAUGCGCACUGCUGUUAACCUGUUUAUUGCCAACAUGGCGAUUAGUGAUAUCAUACAGCCGGUUUUUGGGGUUCCGAGGGUGGUGGUCGAGGUGCUGUAUGGGAGAGAGACCUGGUUGAUUGGAGGCGCCGCGGGUGCCGUGCUGUGCAAACUCGCGUACUUCGCGCAGGACGUCUCCCUCAGCGUAUCAAUCUUCAGCAUCGUUGGCAUAACAACGGAGCGCUUUUACGCCGUUAUGCAGCCUCUCAAAAUCUCCUUCCUCAAAUCGCACGUGCAAAUGCUUUUACCGCUGACCUGGGUGAUCGCGGUCAUCAUGCAUGGUGUCUAUUUCGAUGUGUUUCGGAUACGCAGAGACCACGUGACUCAAAUGAUCGUAUGUUAUCAGCACUGGGCGUCGCCGCACAGUGCGCUGAUUUAUUACUCAGUUUUCCUGGCAGGUUUAUUUCUCUGGGCCUUGCUGGCAAUCGCCAUCAUGUACUCCAUCAUUAUCGUCAAGCUGAGACGCAGCCGAGGGUCUGGUCACGCGUGGGUGGUGCGCAAGUCACGUGAGGUCCAGGAGCGUAAGAUCCUACAGGUCGCCCUAGUCAUAACUAUCGUCUUCUUUGCUUGUUUUAUGCCGCAGGUGAUCUUAGUGAUAGUAGCACCGUUAGAUGUGUGGCCUCACUGUAGCAUUGAGGUGCUCCGCUUUGUCACCAAGGUCAUGGAGCACUCGUACACCGCUUUCAACCCCUUGAUUUGCCUCAUCUUCAGCCAGAACUACAGAGAAGGUUUCAUCCGGGUAUUUUUGUCUAGCUGUGGCUUCUGCACUUACCCCUUAGAAGAUGACACAGGGUCCCCACCAGGGGUGGGUAAGGCUGUCAAAAGAAGCUCUGAUGGUGGUCACGUGGCCUUGACCCCCCUAACAUUACGAGAGAGCCUGAGGCUAGGCAUGACAGCGCCUUCCAUGUCAUCGCCGGCAUUGAUGCGAGCUGAAGGGGUAGUCAUGAACAAAUAAGGGAAUGCGUGAUUGGCGUAUUAGUGAGCUGAAGGGGUAGAAAUGAACAAAUAAGGGAAUGCGUGAUUGCCGUAUAAGCGAGCUGAAGGGGUAGAAAUGAACAAAUAAGGGAAUGCGUGAUUGCCGUAUAAGGGAGCUGAAGGGGUAGAAAUGAAAAAAUAAGGAAAGCGUGAUUGCCGUAUGAGGGAGCUGAAGGGGUAGUCAUGAACAAAUAAGGGAAUGCGUGAUUGCCGUAUUAGCGAGCUGAAGGGGUAGAAAUGAACAAAUAAGGGAAUGCGUGAUUGCCGUAUAAGGGAGCUGAAGGGGUAGAAAUGAACAAAUAAGGAAAGCGUGAUUGCCGUAUGAGGGAGCUGAAGGGGUAGUCAUGAACAAAUAAGAUAAUGCGUGAUUGCCGUAUUAGGGAGCUGAAGGGUUAGUCAUGAACGAAUAAGGGAAUGCGUGAUUGCCGUAUAAGGGAGCUGAAGAGGUAGAAAUGAACAAAUAAGGGAAUGCGUGAUUGCCGUAUUAGGGAGUUUUAGCUUCGUUAAUUUAGGUCCGUGUCCCCGAAUCGUGUGAUGGUGCUGUUUUUUUUUUAUUUGAAUAUUCGACACUCUCAUAAUUUUUAGUAUUUCAACUUGAAGUUUUAGAAGUUAAACGGAGGGGCGUUUGUUAGAGAGGGGCGUUCAUUACAAACAUGUAAGCUUAGGAGGGGGGCGUUAAUUAGAUAGGAAGUGUUCCCGUUUAUAUAGGACACGUUUCAUUGCAUGAUUUACGGUAUAUAGUUUUGAUAUGGUUUAGUUAUGUUUUAAGUAAUUGGUUUGAGUUGUUUUAACUUUUUAGUUCAUAUUAACAUACAAUAUAUAAUGUAAUGUUUGGAUUUUGAUUAAAAUUCAAUUACAAUUGUAA